AUGCGUUCGGCGACCAAGAGCAAGAUGUCAAAGAUCCAGAACUAUGUCCGCGAGCACGGCGAAGAUUGUCCGUACAAGCUGAACCUGGUGGAGCGUCUCAUCUGGGACACGUUUAGUGUGAAGCCGGAGGAGUACAUGAAGGAUCUGAACAUGAAGUUGUGGCGCGAGAAGCAGCAAGCAAAUUGUGGAGCAACAAGCGGACAGUACCAACCCGCGGUUGACAGUGCUGUGUCUCCUGGGUCGUCCGAAAUGUCGACCGAACAGAGUUUUGACAUGGGCUGGAAUCAACCAGGAACGACAAGUCACAACACCGGUUUGGGAGAGAAUUCCGCUUCGUGCUUCGGAUCCAUGAGUAGGGAACACAGUGUGCUAGAGUAUUCGAAUCCAACGGUUGGAGGAUUUUCUGCAUUGUCUGGCUAUAACCAGCCGGACCAGAACUAUGGAGCACAACCAUCGACAAACGUGGGCUAUCAGGGAUGCACCAGCACCGCUACGAAUCAGUGGCCCAUUACGGGAUCAUCUGAAGAUGCCUUUCAUCAUCAGACAAAGAUGACUUCACCGUCGGAUGUUGUGCCCGGAGGUAAGAUGUUGCUGGAGCUACACAAACUGUUCGAAGUGGUGCUGAAACAGAACGAAGAAAUACUCAUCUUGCUGAGACAGUCAAGCAGUGAUAACACAGCUAUACGUCCCGGCUAUUCUUUUUAA
Molecule: messenger RNA, 705 nt
Organism: Anopheles marshallii
Lineage: Eukaryota; Metazoa; Arthropoda; Insecta; Diptera; Culicidae
Exons: 2
Coding region: 1-705 (234 amino acids)
Source: RefSeq, a predicted model, not a curated record